CCUUCGAUCCCGGAAUAUGCUCCGAUUCAUCCCUUCUUCUUCUUCCUCUUCCUCUUUCUUCCACCGAACCCCGCUGCAUUAAUUCCUUCACGAAAUCCCACCCCCGCCUCGAUUCCGGAGAUCUCUCUCCCCCCUCUCCUCCGAUCCGGCGCCCCCUCCCGCUUCGCCGGCGAGCAGCAGCGCCCCGCGGGCGGCGGGCCACUGAAUUGGAUUGGAUGUCUCGGGGGCGGUCGCUCGAUCGGGGGGGAGGUUGGCGAGGUGGUUCGGGGGUUCAGGUUUAGCGCGCGCCGCCGCCGAGGCUGAGGCGCUGAUGCGCGGCGGCGACGGGCGUGGGGGUGCGAGAUGUACGCGGUGGGGAAGGUUGGGAGCUUCAUCUCCCGCAGCGUGUACACCGUGUCCGGGCCGUUCCACCCGUUCGGCGGCGCGGUGGACGUGGUGGUGGUGCAGCAGCAGGACGGGGGGUUCAAGAGCUCCCCCUGGUACGUCCGCUUCGGCAAGUUCCAGGGGGUGCUCAAGACGCGGGAGAAGGUGGUCACCAUCGCCGUCAAUGGCGUCGAGGCCGGCUUCCACAUGUACCUCGACAGCAACGGGGAGGCCUACUUCCUCCGCACCGGGGAGCCCAACCUCGAGGAAGGGGAGUUCGCCGUGUCCCCGGCCUCGUCGGGGGACGAGCGGGAGGUCGUGCAGGACGCGCAACAGCUGAGGAAGUCCAAGAGCACGUCGUGUGAUAGCUCCACCACCAUGGAGGCCAAUGCCGGGGACGGCAAGAUCCUCGCGAGGGCGAGCUCGAGGCGAGUGACGAUACUCGAGCGGAUGUUUGGUCGGAAAUCGAUCAAGGACAGCCCGCAUGGGGUGGAUAGGGUGAGCUCGCUAGAGCGUGCCGAGAUUGCUGCCCAACUACUUGAUACGAAUUGGUCGACGAAUCCCUCGCGUGGUGCAAGAGCUCGUAGAUCUUUGGAUGAGCCUUCCAAGGGUAAUGUAGAAAAUCAUGCUAACGGUAAUCAGGUGGAAAGCUUGGAAAUGGUAUUGCCAUCAUGUAGCAUUGAUCAGGAGAAAGACAUGGGCUCUAAUAGAGGCAGUGUGGAUAGCAGUUUCUAUAGUCCACAUGGAGAUGAAGGAACAACUAAUUUGGGAGUAGAAAACGAUCAUUGUAUACAAACUAGUGUCAAGGAGGAGGUUGUUGAGUUAUACACGUGCGAUAGCAGUGUCUUGAUCGCUGGGGCUGCCUCCACUGACCAGACAGAUAGAACUAUCAGUGAGCCUAUUGAUACUAAAAGUGAGAUACUGGAUAAUUUUGAAGAUGAUGCAGGAAGGGAAAUGCAUACCGGGGAAGUCCUUUCCCAUGAAAAUUUUGAAAUCCAUGCUACCGAGACUAACAUUACCAAUGGUUUGUCAAGUGAAAAGAAUGCCAUUUCUUCAAUUGCUUCUGCACAAGACGCAUGCCAAGAGAAAGUGGUCAUUCUCAGCAGCUCUGAGACUGUGGAGAGCUCAUAUAGUGUGCCUAGUAUUUUGGUUGACAAAGUUUGUGAGGCCGUGAACCUAUUGGAUGAUUCCAUACAGCCCAAAGAGCAGUCUGGAGUCUCCAUUGAGAAAAUAGAACAUGUAAGUUUUGAGGACAAAGCACUGUUACGUUGUGGUUCUUCCAGCAAUAUUGUUGACACAACAAAGUUGGAUAUUCAAGAACAACAAUUGGUAGUCUUUGGGAAUUCUGGUUCCCAAAACUCCCGAACUUUUGUUCCAGACAAGGAUAUUUCUGUGGACACUGCUGCAGAUGAUCAUGUUAAGUAUCCAACUCAUGAUUCAGAUAUAGAUAUCUCUGUGGACACUGCUGUCAAUGAUUAUAGUGCCCAGACAGGUAAUGAUUUAGCUUACCAGCAUGGUUUGGUUUUUCCUGGUGCUUCUUCCAGUGUUGAGGAGAUAUCAAAAUAUGUGCUUGAAAAUGAUUGCAAUGAUAUAACAAAGGACUCCAUUGUGGAAAAUAAAACAUGCGAUGGAGAGAUUGGCAAUUCCCUUGUCCAAAUGUCGACACUAGGAGAUGAGAACAUAGGAUGUGUUUCUCUAUCAGCUAGUUUUCCUAAUAAAGUAGACCUUCAAGGUUCACAGAUUAUUUCUGAUCCUUCCAGUUUGAGAGAGGUUGAAGCUGAAAACACAAUACUAGAAGAUACUGAAAGCAGACCUAGUUCUGCUAGUGGAGUUGAAAUUAAGCUUGUCCCUGGGGCAACAUAUGAGCCAAGGGAAGAAGAAGCAGUUGUUUCAUUCUCUGAGUUUGUAGAAGAAAUUCAAUUUCAGUUUAGUGACACUGAAAGCUUUGCCGAUAGAAAGACCACAGAUAAUGCAAUAUCUAAUAAAGAGGUAGGUGGAGUAGUAGAACAUGAUGAAUCUGACUGUGACACAGAACAACAGGGAGGGGAUAAGACAGGUCUUGAAAAUAACCUGGACAACUAUUCUGAUUCAUCAAGGCCUGAGACUAUCCCUGUUCCUAUUCCAGGAAGUGAGUUGCACUCAGGUGAUAAUAAUCUGGAGGCUAAAUCUCUACCAAUUCUGCGCUCUCACAUACAUGAUCUUGAAAGGUCUGAUAGUUUUCAACUAAGCCACUCAUUACAGUCGAACAGUGAAAAUAAUGGGGUUGAGCCAGUCAAGAGUACAAACUCUGGCUUGCCAGAGCAGGAACCAGAAGCUACUGGUGAUUCAAAAGAAAAUUGUGGCCCACCUGUGCUUACCAACAGUGCAGUAUCUGAUAACCUGAAGGUUGAUGCAUUCAAUCCUUUUGUGGAAUUAUCCCUAUGCAGGCAUUUGUUAUCAGAAGGCAUGGGAGAAGAUGCUGCAUGCAAAGUAUUCGAUGCGGAGAAGGUACCCUUAGAGAAGUUCCGUGCCAUGAAGCAGUCGCUGAUAAGAAACAACAAACUCGUUGUUAGAAUUGCCGGUCGGUACUUUCCGUGGGACGCAGCUGCGCCUGUCAUACUGGGCAUGGUUUCUUUUCAUGAGGAACAAUCCUUUGAACCCCAAGGUAUGAUAAAGGUGGAGCGAGUUGAGACAAAUGCAGCACCAGGUGGCAGCUGGAGAAUAUGGCCAUUUUCUUUCAAAAAGACGAGGUCUGUUAAUACUGUCCAGCCAGUUUCUGAAAGCACUGAGGAGACUUCUUCUACUCUUGUUAAAGAAUUGGAGAUAGAAAGCAACAAACCCAGGGCAAAGAGAAAGGAGAGAAAAGUGCGUUCGCUCACUCCAACAUCUGAGGAGCUAGCAUCUCUUAAUCUCAGAGAAGGCAGAAACGUGGUAACAUUUACCUUCUCAACUGCAAUGCUUGGAAAACAGCAGGUAGAUGCUCACAUAUAUUUAUGGAAAUGGAAUACACGCAUUGUCAUAUCUGAUGUUGAUGGAACUAUCACCAAGUCCGAUGUUCUUGGUCAGUUCAUGCCGCUGGUUGGUGUUGAUUGGUCUCAAAAUGGUGUUGCACAUUUAUUUUCUUCAAUAAAGGAAAAUGGAUAUCAACUGCUUUUUUUGAGCGCACGUGCUAUUUCACAAGCUCACCUGACAAGGCAGUUUCUUUUCAACCUUAAGCAGGAUGGAAAAGCUCUUCCUGAUGGCCCUGUUGUGAUAUCUCCUGAUGGCCUCUUUCCAUCACUUUAUAGAGAAGUCAUCAGACGAGCUCCCCAUGAAUUCAAGAUCUCAUGCCUAGAGGCUAUUAAAGCACUAUUUCCUCCUGACUCAAAUCCAUUCUAUGCUGGAUUCGGAAAUAGAGACACCGAUGAGCUUAGUUACCUCAAGGUUGGGAUUCCUAUGGGCAAAAUCUUCAUUAUAAAUCCCAAGGGUGAAGUUGCGGUGAAUCGUCGAGUUGAUACAAAAUCAUACACAUCCUUGCAUGCUCUUGUCAAUGGGAUGUUCCCUCCAAUUUCAUCUUCAUCUGAGCAGGAGGACUACAAUACUUGGAAUUACUGGAAAAUGCCAUUAACUGCUGUUGUUGAUAUUUGAGGUAUAGCUGCAGUCUGCGCAUAGAACACUGCUAAGGUCUCUGGCACGCAGCAGUGGCCAUGAGAAAAGGCAAACCAUGUUGAACAACAGCACCCUGAGACCAAUCGCUGAUUGGUGACAUGUGGAUGCUCCUAACAAAAAUUCUUGAAAGGCUGACAUUGUACAGAGGACUAUAAUAGAAAACUUACGACCUGUUCAACCAAUGAGGCGGCAGAAAGCGCUGUAAUUAUUUCUGUCACUCUGUUUGUUGUUGUCCAACAUGAGCUUGCAAGCCUGCACAAUUCAAAGAUGUGUAACAUACUGACCGAGUGACUGAAUGGAGGGGGAAUCUGCGUAGGGUAUUUGCCCUACACAUCACUUCUCUUGAUAUUUCAGUUUCUUUUCAUCACUAUGUAGUUCUGUUGACAUUGUAAUAUGUACAAGAUAGCAGUUCAAUAAUGCAAUUCAAAAUA
Oryza brachyantha (malo sina) is the source of this 4421-nucleotide messenger RNA. Its product is annotated as phosphatidate phosphatase PAH2-like. Gene Ontology annotation, molecular function: phosphatidate phosphatase activity. The record is from RefSeq and is a predicted model, not a curated record. Bases 343 to 3969 code for a protein of 1208 amino acids. The transcript is spliced from 12 exons. Lineage: Eukaryota; Viridiplantae; Streptophyta; Magnoliopsida; Poales; Poaceae.